This is a messenger RNA of Porites lobata, 14225 nucleotides long. Lineage: Eukaryota; Metazoa; Cnidaria; Anthozoa; Scleractinia; Poritidae. The record is from the annotation of a GenBank genome assembly.
AUGCAAGGUAAAAGAACCGACAACUGUAAGGUAAGAAUUGAAGUUUGUUUCCUGGCGAAAAAUAGUGCAUAGAACUCGUGAAACCCGUGAGUAUAACCUCUGUUAGACCUAAGGUUAUGCGAUAACUCCUCGCUUUUUCGAUGGAUAACACGGAUGCAAACAAAAGUUUCUUUCGCAAAAUUAAGUAUAAUUUCGUUAUCGAGACCAUUUGAGGACGAUUUUUUGUUAUAUGCUUCAUUACUUGGCUUAUUCCAGCUACGUGCGAGGAGUUGGGUGACAAUGUUUGUGUGCUAUGUAAAUAUGUUGAUAAUUUCUUGCACAGCUUUGCACCUUUGUAUUGAAACUCAUGAAAGCCAAACUUGUUUAACCCUAGCAAAACACUCUUCUAUAUGGAGAACUUUUUAACGUCUUUUGGGGCAAAAUAUGUUGUAACAUUUAGGGAAAACAAAGCUCGAUUUUUGGCGAAACGGACUGUAGCUUUUUUCUUUGAAGAGAGGGCGAGCCAAACGCGAGCUUUAGGCCCCGUGAGUACAGUGUAACCCGGUGAUUCUUUAGGUAGAGCUAACAAACAUAGGCUGCACUUUAGGUGGCGCACCCAUGAGUGUAGUGUAACCCAGUUCUUCUUUAGGUAGAGCUAACAAACAUAGGCUGCACUUAAGGUGGCGCACUCACGAGUGCAGUGUAACCCAGUGAUUCUUUAGGUAGAGCUAACAAACUUAGGUUGCACUUUAGGUGGCGCACCCAUGAGUGUAGUGUAACCCAGUGUUCUUAAGGUAGAGCUUACAAACAUAGACUGUCCUAGGUGUACCAUCAGAUAGCAAUGCGUUUUCCAUAAAACAUUGUGAUGGUACAUUAUGCAUGGCUCUUCUUCGACGACUUCUUUAUCGCUAGAUACAUUGUUUUAACACACACUAUUGAUAUCAGAUCUGAUUGACGCCUGGAGAGUUUUAAAUCCUGACUCUUCCAGAUUUACAUGGAGACAGAAGAAGCCUGAAAUCCAAUGUAAACUUGAUUUCUUUCUAAUUGAUCAAAGCCCUUUCUGUAAUAGCGGGGCUCCCUCGCGCGCGAAGCGCGCGUGGGACAGAGCUCCAUACUCAUAGAACAUGGUCAACCUCUUUUCAUUUGGUUGUCACGUGACUGACCGAGCGUACGUACGUACGCGUCUACAGAUUGUACGGGUAGGGUAGGGGAGACUAUCAAAAGGAAGGGAGGGGUGUCUCAGGUGUGUCUUGGCAAACCCAUAUCUUUUAUAUUGGCCAUUCACAAUAUGGUCAAUUGAAAGCUGUCAAACAGGAUAGCCACUGACCAGUCUCACAUUGCCAUAUCGGGGGCUCAUGUGUCAACUCAUCAAGGUGACGUGAUUUAUUUGGAAGCUGUCCGCUGAGCAGUUGUUUUACUAGCUCGCAAUCAAUGUUCAAUCUCAUACUUUCGAGGUAGCUAAUUUGAGAGCACAGGAAAACUGAUAAUGCACACGUCCAUUGGACAUCAAUGUUGUGAUCAAUUGACAGCUGUCAAAACAGGGUAUCCGCUGACCAGUAUCACUUGACCGUAUCGCGGGCUCAGGUGUUGACCCAUCGAGGUCGAGUAUUUUUUGAAGUUAUCCGCUGACAAGUUAGUAGUUUUCAAAUGAUCGCGGGCUCAAGUUUGCUUGUUUUUUAUUUCAUAUGAAAUAUGUUUUGUUUUUGUGCCGUACAAUUAAAAUAUUGAUUUAACUGACCUCGGACGCGAACAUCCAGCCAGCUAUUACAGGCGGGGAAGGCAGUUGCUUUUGACUUUGCUGACCAUGGUCACGCGUUGGUCACGCUCUACGUCCAAUUUUUACGCUCUGAUUGGUCAAAAUUUGACAGGUGAACUCAUGCGGAAAAUUUAUGCAGCAUCUUGAAUCUUGUUUACUUUGACAGCUGAAGCUGACAGAGUUUUGUGUCAACUUGUGAUGUUUUUAACUGUCUUUUUCCACUGGAUGCACAAAAUGAAAUUCAGCUGCUAUCAGGAAUCUUCUGUUAUUCAUGGCUAGUUGGUUUUUGGUUGAGGAAAUAAUACAUUACUUGUCAAAGUCGGAAAUCCGAUUUCGGAUGGCAUCGAUUUCGCUUUUCACCUUGCUUGAUGUGUAAGGGUUGAAAAGUAUGAAGCGAUACUGGCCUUCCUUGAUACCUUUCAGGAGCUGCAUGUCGAAUGGUAAGCCUCAGUAAUUAUUGUGUUUUAUGUUAGUUUUUUAAAACUAAUUUAAUGAAGUCGAGCGCAGUUUAUGCCGCUAUGUAGUUUGUGCACGUUUGUAAGAUUUGAGACAAUUUGAUAUGACCAAGAAUCAGGUUUGAUAUAAGCUUACAGAACUUUAAAAAGCCUUUAGACAUUUUCUCACCGCAAAUAGAAAGAAAACGUUCCAAAAAACAUUUAGUUAUAAUUCUGGCUGUAAAAGAAGGCUUUGAGCGAUUUUCUUGCCUCGAGUUCAUCUUUGACAAAAGUAAAUAUCGGGAAGCCGGCUUAAAACAUAAACUUAAGCUUUCAAGUUAAGCUUGAAGACUCAGGAUUUUUAGAGACACUUUAAUACUUGUCUUCGUCAAUGAAAAAUGUUGUCUCUAUACAUGUUUCACCGAAUUAUAUUUCUUUUAUUGAUUGUUGGUAGUCUCUCUUGUAAUUUUAAUCGCCGUGCCGUUUGUUUUCAGUUGUUCAGUGAACAUCGCUUGCAGGAGUACUCACAGUGCCGCGGGUAUCAAACCGGCGCUUUUAAAGAUUACACAUCGAUAAAACCAUUGAAUAAAACUGAAUAAACAUAAUAAUUUCUUUAUUAUGUUGUAGCUUAACUCUAGUAUGUUCGUUCAAACACUCGCUACAGUUCGCACUGCAAAGGUGAGAACCGGCUGGCCGUAUAUGAUUUUGGAAUUUUUUUUAACGGUUUAAAAAGCCCACGCGUGCUUCGAUCGUCCUGAAUAUUGAAUGAGUGCAAUUUGCGUUGCAAAAUUGUGAAAUACUGCAUUCUGUCCGAGGUCUGUAUGAUAAAAACAGUACCUCAUAGUACUGUUUCACCUCAGAUGUGAUGUAUAAAUGGUAUAAAAGGUUGGUUUACACGCACCCGGAUUUGUUGGCAAGAUUUUGUAAAGUAAACUUGUCGAACGCAAAAAAAUUCGGCCUGAUUUUUUUUCCAGGUCUAAUUAAUCUUACGGUGAUCAAGAGCCAUUAUGGCUCCUAAAUGUGAUCGAAUAUGAUUGCUAUUUUUUGGGUGUACAUAUGAGACUAUCAACUUGAGGUAAGAUUUUGUUCACUCUUAGGCUGUUUGCAAAUUAUUUUUCUCUAAAAUCACUCAGCCUUUCCCUCAAAAGUCACAUGAAUGUGCUACAAGUUUAUUGUUUGAUUUAAAUUAUAAAUAUAUUAAUGGGAGCCUCGCUUUUAGCCCUGGCUAAAUCUAUAUAUUAUUAUUAAUACGGAGACGUUAGCAGGCUACAAAACAGAUCAUUCUAUGAUCACCUUACAAAUUUCUUUACACUCCAACACUAGAGGUUGAGGUUUUUGGAAACUAAAUACCUCCUUCUUAUCUGAAACAGAACAUGUCAACCAGAUUAAGUCAACCAUAGCACAAACUAUCGAUGAAUAUUUUCAAGAUAACACUGUUGACCUUGGCCUUUUAUGGUAGUUGGUUAAAAUGAAAGUGAGAGAAGUAUCGAUUAAAUAUGGAACAACUAAGAAGAGAAAUCUAAGAAAAGAGCAGGAGGAAUUUAACUGAGAUAUCAAUAACAACCUUAGAAGAACAGCUUACCCACUCUGAUGUCAAUGACAAACAAAAGAAACAAAUAUGGUGCGCUAUUGAAGGAAAAAACGCAAGCUAGAGACAAUAAUUGAAUACCAGACAAAGGGAGCGAUGUUACGAUCGAAGGCUCGGUGGUGCAAUGAAGGCGAUAAAAACACUAAAUAUUUCCUCAACCUUGAAAAGAGACACUAGAAACAAGCAACAAUAACACAGCUUAAAGUUAGUGAAGGUGACUUUAUUUCUUUAGACAAAGAGGUCUUACUUGAGUGUGAGCCAAGAAGAACAAUCCCUUUGCGAAGGACCUCUAAGCAAAAAGGAAUGUCUAGAAGCAUUAAAAAGCGGGGCCUCUAAAAAACCCCAGUAUCAGAUGGUCUCCCUUGCGAAUUCUACAAGGUUUUCUGGAAUGAUUUAGCCGAAAUACUACUAAAUGCGCUAAUUUUUUCUUUCGAGACAGGACAAUUUUCAAUAUCAAAAAGACGUGCAUUGUCAAGCUUAUUACAAAGAGAGAUGCCGAGCUCAUUCUCAUUAAGAAUUGGCGACCAUUAACGCUGUUAAAUUUUGAUUACAAGAUUGCAUCAAAAGCCAUUGCAAGUUGUAUUAAAACUUUUCUUCCAAAGCUCAUUUCAGAUGAUCAAACAGGCUUUGUUAAAGGCAGGUGUAUCAGUGAGAAUAUUCGUUUGUUGGACAGUGUCAUCAGAUAUACAGAAAGAAGAAACAUUCCGGGCCUUCUUCUUUUUACUGAUUUUGAGAAAGCUUUUGAUACACAACUUUAAAUCGUUAACGUCUCGUACUCAUUCCUAAAAAAAGAGAAGGUUACGGAUACUCUGAGCAGAGUCGUAGAAAAAGUAAACAUAGAGAUCAGACCUAUUUUAAGAUACUCAAUGUUGGAGAAGGCGAACCUCACAACUCCAACAGCUAUGGAUUCGUCAUUAUGGGCUAUAAAUGAAAGCUGACAGAACGUCGACCAGUGAUUCACGAAAUCUUUAGAUACUCUCAGCGAACGCUCUCUUUUCAAAUACGGUUUUCCGUAUUACUCUUAAGGUUAACUAAGUUUUGAAUUUUUUAAAAUAAUUUCAGGCUGUAACACCCCGCUUGGUAUGGAGAAUGGUUUAAUAUCUGAUGCUCAAAUAAAGGCCUCUUCAGAGUGGGAUAACAAUCAUGGUGCAGAAAGAGCUAGAUUAAAUUGGAGAAAGAUUAAUCUGAAAAGGGGAGCCUGGAGCUCUCGUUGCAAUACCUUGGGUCAGUGGCUUCAGGUUGAUCUUGAAAAAUAUACCACAGUGACAGGUCUAGCGACUCAAGGCCGGAGUGAUGAGGACCAGUGGGUUACCAAGUACAGGCUGCAGUACAGUAAUGAUGGAGUGAACUUCCAUUGGUACAAGGAGCAAACAGUUAAUUCAGUAAAGGUGCGAUGUAAACAAAUAAGUAAAUAAAUAAAUAAAUCUAUAAUAAAAUCCGAUUUUAGCGGUAGAACAACCACAAAGUGGAUCUUCAUCUAUUUACCUAUUCCGAAUGAAAUUGUACCUUAAAAAUGGUGGCUUUUCAGGGUGUGGGAAACUGGAUAACUCGGUUAAAAAAAAAAAAAAAAACGAACAAAACGAGAACAAAAUGAGAUAAAAACAAACAAACAACAACAAAAACAACAAAAACAAAAAGCAGAACAAAACAAAAGCAUCAAGCAAACUAGACCUAUUUAUUAGCGAAGCCUCAGGGAUUCGAGUCGAGGACUCGUUGGUGAGAAGCGAAUUCGACUCAGCACUUCUUGUAGCAGCUAUAUAGUUAUUAUCGUUCUCCUUUUUGCGACUAAAACUUUGCAUUAAAAACAAUCCCAGUCGCUGUCCGUAUUACACUUCAGAAGGGCCGGCAAAGAACACAGAGAACCCGAACGCUAUAUUCGCUUUAGCUGUGUAUGAAAUACGUCUCAAGUUUCCAGUAUUUUUAACUAUUAACUCUCCUAGGUUAGGAGGAAAAACCGUUGAUUGAAUUGAAACCCUAGAUCGUCUCCCAAAGAGAGUUAAGAGCGAAUGCACAGAAAAAUCGAGCAAAAUCGGCAAAUCGUGGCCACAGCUCAAAACCUAACUUACCCUCAUUUUCAGUCUGUAAUAAGGUUUUAAUGAGUUUUUAACACUGCUGAGGUUUAAAUUUCAAAAUGCGACCGAGUUUGGGAAUUAUUUGAGAUUUUCGAUUUCAACGGUCAGCGGGCCUAAAAUUAGCCGCCGAACUCGGGAAAAUAGCCCAGUGACAGAAUUGAGCUGUUUUUUAAAAACGAGCGAAUAUAUUGGCAAUCUUCCACUUAAAUCUCAAAAAGCAGAUAUCUAGCAAUUCCUGAACGGCACAUUUUUUAGAUUUAGAGAAUAGAAUAUCGACGAACCAGCAGAAUUUUGAAACGUAAUUUACAUAAUGCUUAUAAAUACAACAAUUUACCGCUAAAACCAAAAUCGAAUUUUCUAUAUGGGGGAAUUCUCCAAAUCACCCCAAAUCCCGCUUACUACCUAAUGAGAUAUGGUACUUCAACAUUAUCUGAAAGUUAGUCUGGUGUUCUUGCGAACGCUUGUAAAAUAGACUGAUUAUUUUGAGGUUAUUUCGCCCCAAACAACCGCUAAUUCACCCCAGGGUCAAUUGACACGUGCACGUCACCUUAGUUUUAUGCGUCGAUUUGAGCUCGUUAAAAGGGAGAAACUAACAAGAUUCUUUUAAUAUGUACCUGUUUUAAUGAAAUACACGCAAUCUUCAAAAGGAGAGGCCGUUCAAUAGGUAAUUUCUGUUCUUGAGAUCUUGUAGAUUGCAGCAUGGCGUCUGCGAGUGGACCUGAGUCUAGGUCUGUUUUCCCGUGGCUGCGAAAUCAGAAUAACAUCAAGAAAUAGUUCUCCCUCGAAUCUUCGUAAGUGAAUCAGCUUUGCAGUGCCUUACCUGCGAUAAAAAGUGGGCCGAAAAGCAAACAUUUCUAGCGCAAUUUGGAUCCUUUGUGGAACGCAGUGCAUUGCAGAGAGAAAGGUGAGUAAACGUGGGAAAGUACGUUACCUUUGAUUGCGUGACCAGCCAGUAAACGAUAGUCUCCAGCGAAAAAUAGGAUUCGCAAAAAUCUUGCUGAUGUAUAUUUAACAGUUUUUUACUAUAAAUUUACACCUGGUUUGUCUAAAACUUUAAACAAUGCAUAUCUGUCCAAGAGUAUAACAAUGUUUCGAAAGAUCCACCCCUAAAUAACUGUGGGCUACUCCUUUUUCCCCAUCACCGAUGUGCACUUCCUUCCCACUGUCUUUUGCAUGAGGCUUGUAUGCCUUUUUAAGUGUUAUCGACACUUAAAACUGGCCGUUUAAGGCAUGGUUUAAGAACUUGACUUAAAAAACCGUCGCGAACAUGCGCUAUUAUUGUUGGACUUUGGAAGCUUUAAGCCCAAAAUAAUGGUGAUCUCGAGAAAUUUGCCCGGGUCUAAUUAUAAGACAGGGAACGGGUACUAAGAAAGGGACGGUCUCAUUUAGCAACCCGUGGACAAUCUGGGCAUGCUUGCCUUCUGUCGCAGGGGCAACCGUUAAGGCCAGGUACGCCGCCCCCACCCGAGAGGAUUGCAUGGCAUCCACCAUUUCAGUCGCUUUUUCUACAUCAUAACCUUCAAUUAUCAUGAAUUAUAAUGAGGGCCUUGAUCGUUGCCACCUUACCAUUGACUUUUCCUUGCUCAGCUUCCGGUAAACCGAUACUCCGAAGCAAAAAUAGCUUUACAACGACUCUAUCCAGGCCAAAACUCCUGAUAUCAACAAAUAUACCCCCCUAAAGAGAGCAAACGUUCCCCGAACAAUUCACCUGACCCACCCCAUCCCUUCGUUAAGAAACACUACGCACUCAGUUCACUGGACAAAACGCGCUCGUGAAUAUACCAAACUAUAGCCGUUCACCCUACAAGCAAUCUUAUUUUCAGCAGGCGUGGCCACGUUUCCAGUUGCUGUAAGAUUAAUUCGACACCUGCAACAGACACUGUAAAUUAAAUAGCAGCCACAACGCCCUUUUUUGAAACAGUCAGGACGAGAAAGUUUAUAAAAGACUUAACAGGUGUGCGCGGCGGUUUCCUAUUCUUCCUUCCCUCCCAUUGUAGCACUCAAAUUCUGACCCUGUUAUUAAUUCUACUAGUAAUCAAUCGUUCUUGAACCUAUAGGCACAAGGAUACUAGUUUCUUGCAAAAUAUGCCUUCGGCCGCUGAUUAGGUUUUGUUCUGUGCUUUAAAAUAACUUUAGGAACGAAACAUGAUACGUGAGGGGAGUGUCCGGCUAAGGGCAAGUGACUGUCGGUGGUGAAGACAUAUACUGAGCUUGUCAGUAUUUCGUAGCCUGUACCACGUCGCGAAAAUAGAACAAGCCAAAGAAAAAUAAGACGCCUUUCUUUCCCCAGCCCCCGCAGGUUUUUCGCAUUACUUUUUACUGCACAACUGAUUCUACCUUUUCGAGCCGGAGCGAACAUGGACGCCCUUGGGGUUAAGUUUCCACUUCAUUUUCGGCACCUGACUAAACGCAAGCGCUGACUUGUGCGCCUAUACUUCGUUUGCACUGAAGUAGGAGUAUAUGACCACGACAGACUUGCUGCUAUCCUUGGUUUGAAACCGCAAUGGGCAAGAACAAUUUCUUGAAAACGGCAAACUAUUUACUUUUCCUCCUUAGUAGACAUGGAGAACAUUUACUAGGACUUAAGCAAUUCCAUUGGUUAAGUCCUACUAGACUUGAGAACAGAAAGCAUGAUGCUUUCCCUUUUUAACGAUUUACGGCUAAACAGUACAAUUUCAUGUAGCUUUUACGCAAAAUUAAAUACUUAGUUGUUUGCAGAAUUGCAUUUAACAACAAAUUACAGAAAUUUAACUAAGUUUAGAUCUCAUAGAUAAGAAUUGAACGGAAAAAACUUUUGGUGUAAGAAAGUCAAAAAAUAAUGUUUGCUGGAAAAUCACUUAAUGGACGUACAAUAGCAGAGAUAUCAUGCCUGUAAUUUUCUGUUCAAUGCACCUUAUGACAAGUCUGACUAAUUCACUGGUAACCCAUGCCUUAAAACCGCCUUGAAUCUUAAAAUUUAAUCAAUUUGCCUUUCAUGCGUAGUGGUUGGGGGUAAAAUCAGAAGAACAGAACAUUCAGUUAGUAUGUUUGCUAAUCAUCUUAGUUAACCGCCUUUAAAAUAGGACAAAAGAACACCUGGUCAUACAGGAAAAUGAAUUUACUGUAUCCCGAAAGCUUUGGUUUCCCGUGCACUUAUUUUUCGCAGGAGACAAUAGAUAAUUGCCUGGUCACGCAAUCGGAGGUUAGUAGCUAAUUUUAAAAAAGUCAUUGAUACCAUCGCCGCUUAGCAAAUACACUACGUGCUGCAAAGGAUCCAAAUUGCGCUUAUAGAAUGUUUUCCUACUGGCCCACUUUUUAUCUCAGGUAAGGCAAUGCAAAGCUGAUUCAUUUACGAAGGUUCGAGCGAGAAUUAUUUCAUGAUGUUAUUCUGAUUUCGCAGCCACGGGAAAACAGACCUAGACUCAGGUCCAGUCGCAGACGCCAUGGUACAAUCUACAAGAUCUCAAGAACAGAAAUUACCCAUUUAACGGCCUCUCCUUUUGAAGAUUGCGUGUAUUUCAUUAAAACAGGUACAUAUUAAAAGAACCUUGUUAGUUUCUCCCUUUUAACGAGCUCAAAUCGACACAUAAAACUAAGAUGACGUGCACGUGUCAGUUGACCCUGGGGUCAAUUAGCGGUUGUUUGGGGCGAAAUAACCUCAAAAUAAUCAGUCUAUUUUACAAGCGUUCGCAAGAACAUCAGACUAACUUUCAGAUAAUGUUGAAGUACCAUAUCUCAUUAGGUAGUAAGCGGGAUUUGGGGUGAUUUGGAGAAUUCCCCCAUAUAGAAAAUUCGAUUUUGGUUUUAGCGGUAAAUUGUAUGUAUAAGCAUUAUGCAAAUUACGUUUCAAAAUUCUGCUCGUUCGUCGAUAUUUUAUUCUCUAAAUCUAAAAAAAUGUGCGGUUUAGAAAUUGUUAAUAUCUGUUUUUUGAGAUUUAAGUGGAAGAUUGCCAAUAUAUCCGCUCGUUUAUGAAAGUCAGCUCAUUUCUGUCGCUAGGCUAUAUUGCCGUGUUCGGCGGCUAAUUUUAGGCCCGCAGACCGUUGAAAUCGAAAAUCUCAAAUAAUUCCCAAAUUCGGCCGCAUUUUGAAAUUUAAACCUCAGCAGUGUUCUAAAUUCAUUAAAACCUCAUUACAGACUUAAAAUGAGGGUAAGUUAGGUUUUGAGCUGUGGCCACGGUUUGCUCGAUUUUUCUGUGCAUUAGCUCUUAAUAGUUAACUUGAGAUGUAUUAACUGCAUGUCGUGUCCUAUUUGCGACGAUCCAGACAAGCAAGUAUUUGAUACCGGCAAUGUUAACCGUCUCUAAUUGGAUCCAAAUCCCUUCCAAAACGGCUCAUAAAGACUCAGGAAACACAGGUAAAUAACGACCGACUAUUUCAUGUCCAUCCGAACACAGCGUUCGGGUUUCCUGUCCAAAGAAUAAAGUAUAUCAGUAUUCAUUAAAAAUAUUUCCCCAAUUCCGAUUGGCUAAAAGCACACGCGUAAUUAACCAUAACCAGUUACUGAUGACAAAAUUUGGAAGGAUUUUGUGUUUAACGAGGAAAUGACGUCACAAAUGCAGCCCGCUACAGGUUAAAGCAUCUUUACCGAGAAGACCUGAGGACUAGGUCGAGUUGUUUUGGUUGUUAAAAAAAAUGACGGACAUUUCACUCGUUUCAAGAGUAAGAACUACAGCUGGAACUAGGCGAAAUUAUAGCAACAAACAUUGCAAAAAACAGCAAGAAGACAACUCGGGGGGGGGGGGAGGGAGUGGGGCGACGUCUGCUACUUGGAGAAUAUUUGCGGGGCUGGACAAACCUAAACAUACUCUAUCGAAGAAGAACUUAACAUCGAUGCAGGUAAGCAUGUUUUAGCUAUGUUUUUCAACUAGGAUUUAUUUUGAAUGAAUAAUAAUAAUAUACACUUAAUGUCAGAUCCCGAGGGAAACAAUUAGUUUUGUUUUCCCGAGACUCCUGAUGUUUCCCUCGACUUCGUCUCGGGAAACAUCAGGACUCUCGGGAAAACAAAACUAACUGGUUUCCCAAGGGACCUGACAUUAAGUGUUUUGUUAUAUUUCCAGACUUUCACUUCAAGAGAAACACAAGAAUAACCGGAGCGAACCAAAACAGUUGACUCGGUACUUAUAACAACACAAAUUUAAUUCUCAAUCCCACUGAAUGAAUGAUUUACAAAGUACCUUGCGUAUAUUAUCUGAGUCAUUUUCCCCCACUAACUGCUGUUGUUCUCCAGGGAACUUCUUGGAUAACUUUAAAAAUCGUUGCUUUUUAGCUUGAGGAUUCCUGUUUGUGUUGUUGUGUUCAUUCACGAAAAAGAAAACUGGCAGGACCUGGCAGUGUUUUUCCCGCCUUUUGUCACGCCACUUUCCACCACGCCUUGAUCACGUGAUGUAAUGCAGCCCGAGCGGGGUACAUUGUAGCCUGCGAGCAAGCCUCGCGAGAACGCGCGAGCGAGGGGCCGACGAAAGGAGAGCUUGAAACGAUCUCUCAUAAACUUUCAUUUCCUGAAAAUUGUCACCGCAAACGUGCCGCAGAUUAGAAAAGUGACAACCGCCUGUCAAGUAAGUUUAGACAGCCGAGGGCGCGUAGAAUUAUUUAUUUAUAAAUCGCUUUCGCAACAGCAUCAAAGCAAUGUUUUCAAUGCUGAUAUGUUUUUUUUUUUUUCAUGGGGACAUUGAACUUCAACGUGUCCGCUCGGACAAGAACUCACUACUUUGAUUCUCGUUUCGUUUACUUUUGAAAAGUCGUCCACGCUGCAGUGUAGAAGACUACUCCCCAUCGCAAUCACCAACAAAAACAUCAUAUAUUUGUCUGUCUGGACCUGGAGAAUAGCGUUUUCCUACACUUGGUUUUCAUAAGUUUUACUCCAGUUGCUUCUAACUCUUUCUCCCUUCCUUCUUUACGGUGAAGCUACACAGCUACACUGUCAAGUACAUGUUUCUGAAUUUUUCUACGCAGUAGUAUUUAAUCGGGCGAAGAAACCGAUGUUGGAAGACAGCGCUUGAAUUACUCUUUACUUUCACUAUCCCGGUUCCCAGAACUAAACAAGGCGCUUGACACAAACGAAAACAACUGAUGAAGGGUUUUCAUUUCCUUCCACAAGAACUACAAACUCGGUCCGACUUAUCCUCGGCUCGCAAUAUUCUCUUUGCGAGAAUUCCAUCAAAUGAGCCCGUCUACUCUGAGGGCUGAAACAAGUCUGAUCCCCCUGAGAACAUCAUCAUGCCCUUGCAAUAGCUGCUAAAGCCAACAGGAUCUUGGGUCUACUUAAACGCACAUUUGGCAGGUGCUCUGAAGCAAUAAUAACUGGAUACAAAACAAUGGUUCGUCCUAACAUCGAAUACGCAUGUCCCGUUUGGAAUCCACAUCAAGCCUACCUGUCAGACAAACUUGAAAGAAUCCAAAGAAAUGUCUCACGCUGGAUUCUUGGUGGACCUAUUGAUUAUACCGAACGUCUGCAAUACCUUGGUUGGAUGGAACUUAAGUCCCGUAGGGAAUAUCUAUCGAUAAUUCAAUUAUUUAAGUUUAUUAAUGGUUUCUCGAGAGUUAAGCUUGACAAUUAUUUAUCUUUCUCUCGUGCUAGCACUAGAUCAAGAAAUAGUAGGAAGAUUUGGAAACCUUUUUCAAGAACUAAUAUUUUAAAAUUCUCUUUCUGGCGUAGAUAUAUAGAUACAUGGAACUAGUUACCAGAUUCUCUAAUAUGUGCCGAUUCAUUGUCAAAAUUUAAAAAGGGCUUAAGAGAACACUUUUUAACUAGUACGUAAUGAACAUAAAAUUGUUGCGAUUGCAUAUCUAAUUUGAUAAUUAAAUAACUUUAAUUACUCCAUUAUUAAUAGAUAUAUUUUAGUGAUAUCUUUUACAUUUCUUCAUACAUUAUAAUAGUCUUUAUCUGACUUAUAUUUCCUUAAUAGCUUUGUAGAUAUUUUUAGGGGGUCAUCUUACAUGAGGAUUCAGUUCCUCCCUGAUGGCAGCCUUUUUGUAUUGAUUAUUACAAAUAAAGUUGUUAUAAUAAAAUAAAUAAAGAAAAAACCAAAUUUGACACACAGACAAAGCGGGUGCUAGCUUGGCCUGUUAUCAAUCAGCUUUGAUUUGCGGAACGUCAUUUUUCAGCCGAUGGUAUUUCCCUUCGUCUGGGCGAAGGACAGAAGAAAUUUUAUGAGGGAUCGUUGCAAGUUCUCCUUUCCUCUGCCCCUCGCUUCACUCGCCCAAAUAGGAGAGCUUGCUCGCAGGCUAGGUACAUUGCUUAAUGUAUCACGAUCGGGAUACUGAUUUGAUUUUAGUCAAGGCCAUGUGACCAAGAAUCAACCAAUAUCAGUCCCAGUUUAGUUGAGUGAAAGUCUAGGAAUAUAACAAUUAGCAAUUAAUGAAUGAGGCUGAUUACUCAAAGAAUUUGUGCAGUUAUUCUUUACUUUUACGAUGUUUGGAUAGUUUUUUGACGGAAAUUAUGACAGAAACACUAUUGUUUACCAAAACCUGAGCUGGCCAAUCAGAACGCGCUACGUACGGAUACUGCCAGAGGCUUGGGUCAGACACAUGUCAAUGAGAAUGGAACUCUACGGCUGUCCAGGUAUUUUGAAAUAAAGAGUAAUCCCUUCUUUUAAGGACUUAUCGACUCACAGUUGGCAAAUAAGAUAAGUCAACAUUCAGGAUCCUUUUUGGAGACAUACAUGCCUCACUCCAACUACAACUUAUUGGUAUGCAAAUUUUAUGUAAGGAAUAAGCUGAAUACCAAUACUUUUAACUACAAUGUAUUUUUUCGUUCAGAAAAUAAAAACUUAUUAAAUAGGUUAAAAUAGUCUAAAUUUGCCCCCCUAGUUAGCAUUUAUGUAAAAACCUGUUUAUGCUAACUUGGCAAAAUGCAGGUUCCUACUCACGGGUUUUUACUGUAAUCCAUCAACUUUAGGACUUGUCGACUUACGGUCCUUACACUUCAGUGUAUAAUGGAAACCCAAGUCGUAAAGCGGCCAAGAGAAGAAUUUAAAUCAUUUUUAAAGAUAAAUUAAACAAAAAUCACAUCGAUAACAAAACACGUUACUUUCUUUCAAGUCUUUCGUCUCAGUAAGGCGUUCAUGCUAUUAAUGAUCUUUGUUACUGGUAGCUUGUGAAGAUCCUCUUGGAAUGGAAAGUGAGGCAAUUUCCGAUUCUCAAAUAAGCGCAUCGUCACAGUUCGAUGACGACCACUCUGCAGCACGUGGCCGAUUGCACUUCAAAACAGAAAAAAACAAAGAUGGAGCAUGGUCAGCUCUUAGAGGUGAUGAGCACCAAUGGCUUCAGGUAGAUUUCCGUAGUUAUACUACAGUGACACGUGUUGCGACUCAGGGAAGAUACUACCACAAUGAGUGGGUACUUAAGUACAAAAUACACUACAGUGACGAUGGAUUGACCUUCCAAGAGUACAAAAAGCCAGGAAACAAACUCACCAAG